UUGAUUCCACAUUUGUUUUUGACUUGCUCAAGCUUCUUGGCUGCUGGCAUUGCCAGGGUGAGCGCUAGCUGGUGCCCCGUGCAGAUCCAAGGCAAUGGCCGAGGCAAAGCUUUCAGCAGCUGAACGCCGACGUUUGCGCAAGGAAGGAGGACAUCAGCCUUAACAAUCCAGGAGAAUGUUUGCCUGAAGACACAUGUCUUUCUUCUGCUCGUGAGUGGACAUUUCCUGAUGAGGAGCAAGAUGCUAGGGCGAGGGCAGAAGUGAAAAUCCAGAAGUUGCAAGCAGAGGAGGGCAACGUGGGAAAGGAGGGAAAGGAAACCAAAGACGUGGAGGAGCUUGAUCCAAGCAAAUAUCGCGAGAAUCGGAUCGUAAAAUUGAGUGGUAUUGACGCCUAUCCGCACAAGUGGCACGUCACUAUGUCGGUCCCUGACAUCCAAGAGAAAUUCAAGGAUCUUACAGAUUCUCAAGAGACAGAAGUGACGGCGGCAGAGGUCCGAAUUGCGGGCCGCGUGACUAGCAAGCGGACUUCCGGCGCCAAGCUAAUUUUCUACAACCUGACAGCAGACGGCCAAAGCAUUCAGCUGAUGUGUCAAGAGCAGUUGCAUGAAGGCAACGCCAGCAGUCCGUCGUUUGAGGAGAUCCAUUCCAGGAUCUUCCGCGGUGAUAUCAUUGGAGUUCGUGGAUGUGUUGGAAAGACGAAGCGUGGAGAGCUGUCUGUUUUUCCCAAGCAGGUGGAAUUGUUGGCUCCUUGCUUGAAAAUGCUGCCAAAGAGUCACGCUGGACAAGGGCUCAAAGACCAGGAGGUGAGGUACCGGAAGCGGUACUUGGAUUUGCUCAUGAACGACCAUGUGAGAAAAACUUUCCUCAUCAGGGCUGAGAUAGUGGACUUCAUCCGGCAGUUUUUGAGAGACAAGAGGUUUGUCGAGGUGGAGACACCAAUGAUGACUAUGUUGGCAGGUGGAGCGUCGGCGAAACCAUUCAUUACCCAUCACAAUGAGCUGGAUCUGGAUUUGUACUUGCGCGUGGCUCCAGAACUUUACCUCAAGAUGCUUGUGGUUGGAGGCUUAGACCGCGUGUUUGAGAUCGGGCGCAACUUUCGAAACGAAGGGAUUGAUUUGACGCACAAUCCUGAGUUCACUGCCUGCGAAUUCUACAUGGCUUACGCUGAUUACCACGAUCUCAUGGACAUGACGGAGGAGCUUUUGAGUUCCAUGGUGAUGAAGAUCCGGGGAAGUUAUGUUUUGACCUAUCAUCCGCAUGGGUCGGACAGCCUUCCAAUUGAGAUUGACUUUACUCCACCAUGGCCACGAGUUUCUAUGGUCGAGUGCGCUGAGAAGCUAUCUGGCAAUAUGCUGGGGCGCGACUUCUCCAGUCCAGAAACUGUGCAAAAGCUGGAGAGCCUUGUGGCGAAACUGGAGAUUGAUUGCCUAGCACCAAGAACAGCAGCACGGCUUUUGGACAAAUUAUGUGGACAUUUCUUGGAGGACCAGAUUUUGAAUCCGACCUUCAUCACGGAACAUCCGCAAGUCAUGAGUCCUUUGGCCAAAUGGCAUCGAAGCAAGCCUGGUCUCACGGAACGUUUUGAGCUGUUUGUGCACACCAAGGAGCUUUGCAAUGCCUACACGGAGCUCAACGAUCCACAUCGGCAAAUGGAAUGCUUUCUCAUGCAAGCUCAGGCAAAAGACGCUGGCGAUGUUCCUCAGCGACAAGAACAACAUCAAAGAGGUUAUUCUAUUCCCAGCGAUGAAACCCCAGUAGAGGGACAUAGAAGCGGCCUGGACUUGUUUUUUCACCACGCCGUGAGCCAGAUGCCCUUCCGGAUUGAGUCAACAAGUGUGACUAGGAAAAAAUGAGAAACAACUUUGUCAAUCUUUUGUUGGAAGUCCAAUUUUGGAGUGGCUCAGUCUCAUGCGUCGCCCGUCAAGACAGGUGACGUAGUUGGAAAGCUGGUUGGUUGCGUUCGCCUGAAGCAGGUGAUGCCACCUUGACAUCCUAAAUUUAGAGCGCGCCUUGAUUCUAGCCAGAAAGGUGCUCAACUUGGCACUGAAGAUUUGCAUAGAUUGGCCUGAAACAGGUCGCUGUGCUGCGAUAUUCCUCGCUCGCAAGAAAACUUUCUGAACAGUGUCAUGCCUGGUGUAUUUUUAUCCGCCAGAUUUGUUGAGAUUGGAGGCUGUGACACCGCGCUUUUGCCACUUGCCACAUGUAUUCCUUGAACCCAAACCAAGAGGGUCUAAGCGCUGAGGUUGAGGACCUUGCAUGAAAAGCUGAUGCGGAGCAACACCUUCGACUACGCUGAAACCUGCACCGCAAAAAGGUUGAUAAACAAAGGUUGAAACAAGUUGCUUGCCCCUGGGGUGUCGGAAUUGGCCGUGCGCUAUUGAGCCAAUAUUGACCCUCAGUUGCAACAACACAGAAACAAUGUAGGAAUAUAGAAUAUUUGACUUGUUGCGCUUAUUUGGUGGCUCUCUGGUGUUCAGCGUUGUCUGGGCGUUUCUGAUGCAGUUUGAAGCAAGUUGCUCAGAAGGCCCCUGCCUUUGAAAAUUUUCUUUUGACGCAGUAGCUGCAGCAGGCUCCCCAGUAUCAGUGAG
Molecule: messenger RNA, 2588 nt
Organism: Durusdinium trenchii
Lineage: Eukaryota; Dinophyceae; Suessiales; Symbiodiniaceae
Source: the annotation of a GenBank genome assembly